AUGGUGCCUUCUUUCGUAUCGAUAACGGCUUUCCUCGCUAUCUCACUCGAAACCGUUUUAAUUCCUGUCGUAAUGAAGCCUGCAGCAUAUGCCGCCCUUUUCGUGUCAUCCACUGUCCUGGCGUUCCCAGUCCAACUCCAAAAAAGAGACGACAUUGAUGUCGAUAUCUUACAGUUUGCUUUGACUUUGGAACACCUGGAAAAUGCUUUCUUCAAGCAAGCUCUAUCGAACUAUACACAGGACGACUUCACCAAUGCCAAUUUCACGGAAGACUUCUACACACAACUGAAGUACAUUACACACGACGAGGAGACCCACGUGUCGUUCCUGGAGACCGCUCUGACAGCCGCUGGAGUGACUCCCGUGGAAGCUUGCUCUUACAGCUUUCCCGUCACCACGCCGCAAGAAUUCGUGCAGUUGGCAGCGAUUAUUGAUGGUGUUGGAAUAUCUGCGUAUCUGGGUGCCGCUCCCCUCGUAACUUCUAAGCAGUACCUAACCGUCGCAGGCUCUAUCUUAGCCACAGAGGCGCUCCACCAAGCUGCUUCGCGCAAUGCGGUGGGCGAGAUCCCCAUGGCCAACCCAUUUGCUACUCCAAUGGGUGCAAACGCCGUGUACUCCCUAGCAUCGCAGUUCAUCGUUUCGUGUCCAUCUUCGAAUAUGGCUCUGCCUUUCAGGGCCUAUCCAGCGCUCGAGCUUGCCCAGGGAAUGCCUGUUGCGCAGAAUAUCAGCGUCUCAUUUUCUGCUGCCGGUCAGCUGCCUUCCUCGCAGUCGUACAUCACAUUUGUGAGUGGAUUGGAUGUUGUACCCGUGGCGGCCACAGUAUCCGACAACUUGGUUUCUGCCGAUGUGCCUGCCCAACUUUCAGGCCAGUCAUAUGCGUUUUUGACCUCUGACAAUUCUCAAAAUUUGACGGAUGCGAAUAUUCUAUUUGGUCCUGCAAUUCUGGAGGUCACCCCACUCAGCCCAACGUUCAACACAUCCCUACUUUAG
Lachancea lanzarotensis is the source of this 990-nucleotide messenger RNA. Its product is annotated as LALA0S08e00606g1_1. The transcript has a single exon. NCBI's taxonomy places the organism in Eukaryota, Fungi, Ascomycota, Saccharomycetes, Saccharomycetales, Saccharomycetaceae. The record is from RefSeq and is a predicted model, not a curated record. The coding region runs from base 1 to 990 and encodes 329 amino acids.